This is a messenger RNA of Malaclemys terrapin pileata, 3145 nucleotides long. It is a transcript of the gene SLC25A29, whose product is annotated as solute carrier family 25 member 29. The transcript has 4 exons. Bases 664 to 1569 code for a protein of 301 amino acids. NCBI's taxonomy places the organism in Eukaryota, Metazoa, Chordata, Testudines, Emydidae. The record is from RefSeq and is a predicted model, not a curated record. Gene Ontology annotation, biological process: mitochondrial L-ornithine transmembrane transport. Gene Ontology annotation, cellular component: mitochondrion. Gene Ontology annotation, molecular function: high-affinity L-arginine transmembrane transporter activity.
GAGAACCGCUGCUUCAGCCGACUCAAGAGCAGGCGGGGGGAAGGAGCAGUUGCUGCAUUAUCAUAAGAACUACCAGCCUGAAAAAGCCUUUUGUCGGCCCGGCCUGCAUCUGACGGGGCCGGUUCCCGGCUGGCAUCUUGCAGGGCCGCGAUAGGCUCUGCCCCAGGGCGGCACGCCGGGCCCCAGCCCAGAGAGAAGAGAGCACAAGGCACCCCCCAGCCUCUCGGCUUCUUUGUCUCCACGACUUCCACCCUCCUCCCCAAGCGCUUCAGCCGCCCCCGAGGAGCCGCCAAUCGGCAACCAGGCAGAGGGCUCAGCCGGAGGGGUGUUGUCUCGCCCGCUGCCGCUGAUUGGAGGCUUCCCCUUCCCCAUAAGGCUCUGUCUCCCCCCGCCUCGCACUAGCGGCAUCAGAAAUAGAAAGGGCGAGAGCGGAGCAGGGUGCGCUGUGCAAGGUGGAACGUGUGCCGGGCGCUGCUGCCAUCGCUACCCGGGGGAGGCCUCGUGAGUCCUUGAUCUCGACCGAUCCCGAGCCGCCGACCCCCGCAUCCAGCCCCUGCAAUCCCGAGGAAGCCGCCGGAGCAGCAGCGGUGGUGCCCCCGUGCAGCGAGGGGGGAGCAGCAGCAGCACGCACCGGGCCUACAGCAAGGGGCCGCGGAGAGCAGGAUGGCGCUGGAUUUCCUAGCGGGAUGCGUUGGCGGUGCUGCUGGGGUGCUAGUAGGACAUCCAUUCGACACUGUUAAGGUGCGCCUUCAAGUACAAAGUGUAGAGAAACCUCUCUACCGUGGGACCUACCAUUGCUUUCAAUCUAUCAUAAAGCAUGAAUCAGCAUUUGGACUUUAUAAAGGUAUUGGGUCACCAAUGAUGGGACUUACCUUCAUUAAUGCACUUGUGUUUGGCGUUCAGGGAAACACAAUCCGUGCUCUCGGAAAAGACACUCCUUUAAACCAGUUUCUUGCAGGUUCGGCAGCAGGAGCCAUUCAGUGUGUGAUCUGCUGCCCUAUGGAGUUAGCUAAGACAAGAAUGCAACUUCAGGGAACAGGUGAAUACAGUCUAAAGUCAAAGAAUUACAAGAAUUCUCUAGAUUGCUUAGUUAAAAUCUACCAAAAGGAAGGUUUGAGAGGCAUCAACAGGGGCAUGGUUUCCACAUUCCUAAGAGAGACACCGAGCUUUGGCUUUUACUUCCUGACAUACGACUCUUUGACCAGAUACCUAGGCUGUGAAGUGGAGGACAGUUACAUCAUCCCCAAAUUGCUGUUGGCUGGAGGCAUGUCAGGAAUUGUAUCCUGGCUGUCUACCUAUCCUGUGGAUGUGAUCAAGUCCCGGCUUCAGGCAGAUGGAGUCAGAGGAGUUGUUCAAUACAAUGGAAUUCUGGACUGUGUUAGAAAAAGUUACCGUGAGGAAGGUUGGAGGGUGUUUACAAGGGGUCUUACUUCUACACUUCUCCGAGCUUUCCCCGUCAAUGCAGCUACUUUUGCCACUGUCACAGUGUUUCUUAUGUAUAUGAGGUCGGAAGAGAAUCUACAUGAAUGUGAGGCAGGUCCAGCAAUCCAGCAGCCUUCAAGCUUGUGAAUUCAUUGUUCAGUGAUCUGACACAUCUGUUACAUGUUUAUUUUCUGGAGUUCAUUUUACGGGGCUUAUUUUUGUAAACACUUUAUCUAUAGAAAUUGUGUAAAUAAAUUCUAUCUGUAUAAAGGCUGUUACUUAGGAUUUCAUCUCAUCACUUCUAUAAGCAGCUUAUUGCCUUUUAUAAUGAUCAAAAUGUGUUAAUCCAGGCAAUGUAGCGAUCUGACUUUAAAAACAUACUGUACAGACACUGCUGCUCUAUCACUAUGUAUGGUCUGGAGAAUCUUGUAAUACCAGAAACCAGGUUUUCUUCCAAUCAUGUUUUGAAUGACCAAGAGGAUCAUAUUGUUUGAAUACAAAAAAUGCUCUUUUGUAUUUGACUGGGACACCUGUAGCCUUUAUUAGAAGUCAUGGUUUACUAUGCUGGAGAUGUUACAGAGAACUCUUAAAUGUUUAAGGCAUGGAGUAGCCUUCAGCUAGCCACAUCUUUCUCCUUGGCUUUUGUAAAUUUGAGUUUAGUUAUUUAAGUAACUUCUCUCACUUCCUUCUAUACACAGAUGUAUUGUUUCAUUGUGCUUAAAAGGAGCAUUUGAACCCCACCUACAUUUGUUUCUUUAAAUUGCAGAGUUAAGGAGACUCUAGGCAAGUGAGGUUGAUGGCAUGAUUUGCUUUUAUUUUCAACUUUAUUCAUUUUUGUGUGUGUGCAUGGAAUGUGUUAACUAGCUUUAGUGCAAGCAGCUUUCGUUCUUCUGGAGAGGUUUAUGUAAUUGCAUGCCACCGCUCACCAUUCUCCAAACAGGCAAUAUGGCAGUCAGUGAUGUGUAAUACGAAGUCCUUUCUUAGUUACUGCUCAAAUUGUUAAACUGGGGGGUCAUCACUUAUAUAAAAAAAAAAAAGUAUAGUGGUGAAAAUACACAGAGGUGGAGGUUCCAUAUGCCACUGUGGAAUAAUGGAUAAGGGUGUAAUGCUGAAAUGCCUAAGAGAGGGGAUUAGGGUUUGGUAUUACAUUAAGUUCUUGUACUACACUGUCCUGACUUUGUGUAUUUGGUUACAGUGCAUUGGAUAAAGUCAUACUGAAAAGGGUUCUGGAGAACCUUUUGUAACAUUCACCAGCUGUUAUAUUUAUAGCAGUGUGCCCAAAAGGGAUUAUUUUAAUGGCUUUAAACAAAAUUAUCCAAUACUUUGGAUAAGAACCACGAUUGCUUGGCACAAACAGAUAAAGGGGAAGCAUGUUAAAUGUAUCAAGCUUGCUCGGUGAGAUAGUGGAUGUUGAACAUGUUACACUUCUGCUUGGGACAGGUGCAAUAUGUGUUUACACUUUUUAAAAAACUUUCAGUUCAUAGCAUUUUGUACUUUAACAAAAUAUGCUGGAGAAACCUGUAAAACUGGUAUGUCUCUAUAUACCUUGGAGGUAUGUUGGAUGUUUUGGUGCCUACUUGCACUGAGAUUCAAACUGAAUGUGAAACAUGUCUGCUAAGAUGUAUAUGCACAACAAUUCAGAGCAAAGACAAUUACACCUUUGUACAGUAUUCUGUAUUUACUGUAAUAUAAACUUAAGGAAUAAAAUUUUUAAAAAUUUUGA